CCAUUUCUCUCUUCGUCUCUUUUAACCUUCUAAUUUUUCUCCCUCUUCCCCUCUCUCCUCCGACUCAAUUUUCUUCCUCCUCUCUGUCUCUCUCCCGCUUGCAUCUAUACUUUCCCCUUGUCAUUCACUCCAACCAAAACCUUCACCAUGGCUGACGAAGAGCACACUUUCGAUAGCGCCGAUGCCGGUGCCUCUCUCACCUUCCCCAUGCAGUGCUCUGCAUUGAGGAAGAACGGUCACGUUGUCAUCAAGGGCCGCCCUUGCAAGAUUGUCGAUAUGUCCACCUCCAAGACCGGAAAGCACGGCCACGCCAAGGUUCACCUGGUCGCUCUCGACAUCUUCACCGGCAAGAAGCUUGAAGAUCUGUCCCCCUCCACCCACAACAUGGAAGUUCCCAACGUCAAGCGCACGGAAUACCAGCUUCUUGAUAUCACCGACGAUGAUUUCCUGUCCCUGAUGACCGAGAAUGGUGAUACCAAGGACGACGUCAAGGUCCCCGAGGGUGAUCUCGGUAGCCGGAUCAAGAAGAUGUUCAAGGAGGAGGAGAAGGACGUCAACGUCAUCGUUCUCACCUCCAUGGGCGAGGAGUGUGCCAUCGACUGCAAGGAAGCCCCCAAAUAAUGAAUUUUUUUUUAAUAGUCGUGGACUCUUUUGUGCUCCAUUGGCCCUUGUGCGUUCUAUGGUCACCCUUUAAGUUUGCCCCUUCGAUUAUGAAGUAUGUUACGUUUUGGGCGAGAUCCGACCCGGCUCUUAUAUUGGCCACUUGACCUUGGAGAAGGUUGCGUUUAGUUGGCAGCGCAAAGCGUGCUUUCGCAUGACGCGAACCAGUCUGAGUCCAUCUUUCACGAUAUUUUGACGAAUUCCAAAAAAAUUCAGUGGCUCUUCCUAAUACACAAGAGAUUUGCUUUGCUUUUAACUGGUACCAUCUCCUCGUAGAGUCAUUACUUAGUAGGGUACGCUUUGAUAAAGAUCGAAGCGAACGAAA
Aspergillus pseudotamarii is the source of this 985-nucleotide messenger RNA. RefSeq names its product Eukaryotic translation initiation factor eIF-5A. NCBI's taxonomy places the organism in Eukaryota, Fungi, Ascomycota, Eurotiomycetes, Eurotiales, Aspergillaceae. The coding region runs from base 148 to 621 and encodes 157 amino acids. Gene Ontology annotation, biological process: positive regulation of translational elongation; positive regulation of translational termination. The transcript is spliced from 4 exons. The record is from RefSeq and is a predicted model, not a curated record. Gene Ontology annotation, molecular function: translation elongation factor activity; ribosome binding; RNA binding.